Molecule: messenger RNA, 1647 nt
Organism: Penicillium vulpinum
Lineage: Eukaryota; Fungi; Ascomycota; Eurotiomycetes; Eurotiales; Aspergillaceae
Product: CDP-diacylglycerol--glycerol-3-phosphate 3-phosphatidyltransferase
Exons: 3
Coding region: 1-1647 (548 amino acids)
Biological process (GO): cardiolipin biosynthetic process
Cellular component (GO): mitochondrion
Molecular function (GO): CDP-diacylglycerol-glycerol-3-phosphate 3-phosphatidyltransferase activity
Source: RefSeq, a predicted model, not a curated record
AUGGAUAUCCCGAUUCAGAAAACCCUCGACCUUGGAUGUUCAGACAUGUUCGGUCGUAGCAUUGGAGGGCAAACGCUUCGUUGCGCUGGGCGUCUCCCAGUCGCACGUCGGAGACUAUGUACUCGCCAAUUCUCUGCGCAUACUGGUACAGGAGCUGCGACUGCAGCACCUGCUCCUUCACCUCUAGCAGGAAUCACCGCGGAGCUAGACCGCAUUGCUCCCCGAUUCGAGGUGCCUGCGUCUCAGAUUCAUAUCAUUGACUCUCCGGCCAAUUUCUAUUCUACAUUGAAGAAUAAAAUCCGCACUGCCCGGCGGCGCAUUUACCUCUCUACAUUGUACAUCGGCAAGACAGAAUACGACCUUAUCGACACUUUGAGCCAGGCUCUCCGCAGUAACCCGGAUCUCAAAGUUUCUAUCCUCACAGAUGCUCUACGCGGCACACGGGAGACCCCGAAUGCUUCAUGCGCAUCACUCCUUUGCUCAUUGGUUGAAGAGUACGGACCUGAACGAGUCGAGAUUCGGAUGUUCCAUACUCCUAAUUUGACGGGUUUAAAAAAGAAGUGGAUCCCUUCCCGCGUCAACGAGGGCUGGGGCUUGCAGCACAUGAAGCUGUACGGGAUAGACGAUGAAAUCAUUCUAUCAGGAGCAAACCUAUCCGAGGAAUACUUCACCAGCCGCCUAGAUCGAUACCAUGUGUUCGACUCCGAGGUGCUGACCGAAUAUUAUGCUGGAAUCCACCAUGCAAUCUGCAGUCUAAGCUUCCAGGUGCUGCCGGACCCUCAAAAAAAAUCCAGCUAUAUUUUGGAAUGGCCUACCACGAACAAAGCCCCAUCUCCUCUUGAUGAUCCUCAAGAAUUUAUUGCAUAUUCAUCAAAAUUCUUGAGCCCGCUUAUCCAGGCUUCUGACAACAAACCUGCACUUCCCUCUUCAUCAAGUCAGACCUAUGUAUACCCUGUGUCGCAGUUUACUUCUCUCCUGCAACCUGAUGACACAUCUACCGAAUAUCCUGCCAUGACGACAAUCCUCCAUCUCCUGUCAAGCUCGUCAGUCUUUGUCGGUGCCCGUUGGCUCUUCACAGCAGGUUACUUCAACAUGCACCCUGUCCUUUCCUCCCUCCUAAUUUCCAGUACAACCACCGCCUCAAAGACUCCUACCACCACGAAAGGUACUGUUCUAACGGCCUCACCGUGGGCAAAUGGAUUCUUUGGCUCCUCCGGAGUCUCGGGAAUGCUACCAGCCGCAUACACACAUCUCGCUGCUCGCUUCCUUGAUCGCGUCGGUGCAGCCCAUGCCACUGACUCCAUUCAACUGAAAGAGUGGCGCAAGGGCACUGUUGGUACACCAGGCGGAUGGACGUACCAUGCAAAAGGGCUGUGGAUUACACUGCCUCGCGAGGAACACCCCAGCCUCACCUUUGUCGGUAGCAGCAAUUACACAAAGCGCAGCUACAGCCUAGACCUUGAGUCCGGUGCGGUAGUCGUGACAAACGAUCCAGAUCUUAAGAAGAAGCUAGGUGAAGAGACGGAGCGGCUUCAAAAAGAUGCCAGCCCUGUCUCAAGAGAUGACCUGAUGCGAACCGAGAGGCGAGUCGGAUGGAAUGUGAGACUUUCCAUGUGGAUUGUAGAAAAGGUUGGCGGUGCCUUAUAA